AUGGCGGCGGCAGUCUUCGGGGAUGAGUUCUCCCUCAGCAUUCGAGACGGAGUGGCCGUGCUGACCUGGCUUGACCAACCUGGCAACUGGCCUUGGGGGACUUCACGGCAGGAGCACCGCUUUAACCCUGUGACAGUGCGAGCUCUGGCUGAUGCACUGGACGCGGUCGAGGCGGAUGAGUCCGUCGAUGUGCUGGUGGUCACCAACAAUGGAAAGUACUGGUCCAAUGGCAUGGACUUGCGAUACUUGGACCAGCAUGAUGGGGCCGGUCUCCAGCAGGAAACCAAUCAGCUGAUGGCAAGGAUCUGCUGCUUUCCCCGGCCGACCCUCGGAGCCUUCCGGGGCCAUUGGUGCGCAGCGGGUGGGAUGAUGGGUUUGGCCUUCGAUUUUCGCAUCAUGUCUCGGGACGCAGGAUUCUUCUUCAUCCCAGGGGUGGACCUGGGCCUUGUCUAUGCCCCCCUCCAAGCAGAGCUCAUGAAGGCGAAGCUUCCUCGUAGCCUGCAUCGAGAUGUGAUUCUGUUCAACUCAAGGAGAUGGACCGCCAUAGAACUCUUGGCGGCAGGGGUCGUCGAUGAGGCAGUGCCCCGACACGAGGUCUUGCCCAGGGCCCAAGCCCUGGCAGCCCUACUGCGGCCAAAGGGGGCUGGGCCGGCCCGUGCAGCGCUCGGAGGUCUGAAGAGGCGGCUCUACCGGCAGGUCUUGGAGGCUUUGGAUGACGGGCUGAUGAGUCCGGUCCAAGUUGCCGCAAUGAACUUUGGAUGGCGAUCCCUCUGUCUUCUGCUCUUGCCACUUUCUGGCAGCAGUGGCGACAGCUGCCAAGCAGGCAGUGAGGCACAAGAGUCGCGAAGCAGCUCUGGCGUUGGUGCAUUUCUGGUGUCUUUCGGGACCAACGUGGGCUGCUCCAAGAGAAGCUGCAGCAAAGCCUCCGAGGCCUUCUGGAAGAGUAUGCGGGAAGAAGGUGGGAGCCUCAGAGGCCUGCAGCUCAACAUCCGCCGGAAGGUCGUGGAGGAGAAGGCCUUCGGUGGCCUGCCCGCCAGGAACAGGACGGCGAUGGUCCUGUCGGACGACGUCUUCUAUGGCCGUGCCAUCAUGAAGAUCCCUCGUCAGGCGGUCCUGACCUUGGAGACCGCCAGGGAGGAGAAGCUGAGAAAGGAGCUUACAGGCUUCCUCUUCGAACAGCAGUGUCUUGGUGGGUCAUCAUUGCACAGCGCAUGCACAGAGCAUGCACAGCUUGACUCCACCCCGCACUACAGAUUCCGUGAGGACUACACCCAUCUGCUCAGCUUGGCGUAUCCGCUCAUUGCAGAGAGGCGGAAUCCCGAGUCGGUCUUUCGAGACUGGCUGGACGCCACGCAAGAUGCGAAGGUCUUCGCCUUGCAGCUGACGCACCGGCAAGAGAAGGUGCUCAUCGGCACCACAGUGGAGGAAGCCAUCCAAGAGAUGGCAUUCAGAAAACAGAUGAUCCUGGACACAGCCUCAAAUCUGACCUUCUUCAAGAAGAAGCCCGUAACUGAAGAGGAGGCUACCUGGGCAUUGGCAGUGAUUAUGCGGCACGGCCGUGUUGUUCACCCAUACCAGGAUCAGCGCGAGGAGCGCAAUCCCCGUGCCUGUGCAGGGAAAAUUGAGAGAGGCAUGUACAUCUUCCCGCUGCUGGAGCUGCUGGAUGUCGCAAUGCACGCAAGUCCUGGUGUUGCCAUCACCUUCCAGGAAGAAGUCGUCAUAGAUGGAAAGCGAGAGCAGGAUGUGGUCGUGCAGAUCGCUCGCCGAGAUAUGCCAAAGGGCGAGGAGAUUUUUGUUUGGCCAGGGCGUUUGUCCAACAGCGAGAUGAUUGCCAGGCAUGGUUACAGCCUGCGCGAGAAUCCGAUUGGGAUUGGUCGUAAUGUCUCGCAGCCACCCAGCUGGAGUGAAAACAAGAACGCCAAGGGUCGGAAGGAGUACGACCUCUACAACUGCUCUUCUCUUGAGGCUUUCGAAAUGCGCUUCAACGAGCAAGGCUAUCCUAUGCGAAGCUUUGUACGGUGCUACCGAGUGUCAUGGUUCAUCACAAACGGCUGGUAUUCGCCUGCGUUGAAGAACCGAUUGCGAGAGCUGAACAAGUGGCCGCCGCCGGAAAAGUACACGAAGCCGGAUUGGCUGUCCUGGACCCAAGCCGACGCAGAAGUGAAUCGCGCAAUUCUGGAGUAUUGCCAGUCCAUGAAGCAGCGACUGAAGGACACUAUGGAUUCCAACACUGCGGAAGAUUUCCGCCAUUCCAAGGACCCCGUCGAUCGGGUCCUGUGGCACAUGCGUUCUGAGGAAUCCCGCACCUUCAAGAACUGCAUCUCCGUAGCUCGGAAGAUAAAGAUGUAG
This is a messenger RNA of Symbiodinium natans, 2349 nucleotides long. The record is from the annotation of a GenBank genome assembly. NCBI's taxonomy places the organism in Eukaryota, Dinophyceae, Suessiales, Symbiodiniaceae.